UUGGAGAGCGCCCUCGCGCAUGUGGCCUGGAACUAAAGAAAAAUGGUAGUAAAAAACAUGUGAGAAGAUGAAGCCGUCCAAGUACCGAUUAGCUUUCGACAAGAAAGCAUCAAACCUCGCUUCAUUGUCACCAGAUGGAAGGCUGAAAGUUUGGGAAACUACAAAUGGAAACCUCUGCCAUGAAUGGAUCCCCCCAGCUGGUUUAGGCGCGACUUGUUCGUGCUUGUGUUGGGUACAGGAUGACUCUGAUGACAGGCCCAAAGCUAAAAAGUCAAAGAAAAGUAAUCCAAAUUCAAAUGAUGGGCUCAAAAGCCAUAUAGUAUUUGGAACUUUGCAAGGAUCAAUGGUUCUGCUCAAUUGUGACACUUUGGAUGUAGUUAAUAAACCGGUAAAUGAACACCAAGGGAAAAUCAAUGAUAUAUGUUAUUGUGAUAAAAAAGAAACUAUAUACAGUGGAUCAAAUGAUAAGUUUGUCAUUGAGUGGUCAUACCCUUUGAUGACUGUAAAAAGCAAAUGGAAAGCUGACAAGCAUUGUGUGUAUAAAGUACUUGUUAGCCCAGAUGGUAAUUGCAUUCUCUCUGCUGGAAGAUCAAUAAAACUCUGGAAUAUUGAAACAAAGGAACUUCUACAGAAAUUUACAGGGCAUGCAAGUCCAGUCACCAAUCUUUUCUUUGUGCCAAUGAGCAAUGGUAAAAGUUUCAAAGAAGAAUGCUAUUUCAUAUCUACUGCUGAGGAUGAUGACAUGAUAAAUGCCUGGCAUCAUGAUUCAUCAUCCCAAGAUACAAACGCUGUUUGUUGUUUUAUGACUGAAGGCUACCCUGGUUGCAUUGAUGGCUCAAUCAGUGGCUUGCAGCAGCUACACCUUGGAUCUGCCUGCCGUGAUGGCAAAGUCUGUUUAUUUACUCAGGUUUUGAAUGGGAGGCUGACCAAGCCUGUCAAAUCGGCUUUCCACUUCAAACUGGUAAAUUCCAUUAAUGAGGAAACUUCUGCACCUGGAUUAAGAAUAUUUGCCAUGAAGCUUUUGGACAGUGAUGCUGUCCUUCUUGUGUAUGGAUCGCCGAUCAACCCGACGUUUGAGAAAAUAAAAUUAUCUAGCGUACCCAACGGAUCUAGCUUGAAACGAGAGACAACUAAGGGACUUCUGCACAAAAAAUCAGACCAAUCCACAAGAAAAUCGAGUGGCACCGCUGACGUCAACAGAUCUGUUGCCAUCGAUUCGAAUGCACCAAUCGCAAUACAGCAUGUGGAGCAAAGAGACCUAGCAACAUCACAGGGAAAUAGGACAGCCGAUCAUUUGCCUGAAGAGCCUACACUUGGCGAAAGGUUGAAUCCAGAGGCCCAGCCAGAAAUAUCUUCGACACAGCUGCUGACAAACUAUAGUAGUAGUGUUGAACGCCCAAAUGCGUCCUCCAUGACCCAGAUGCUGGAACAAGCUCUUCAUAGCGACGACGAUAAGCUGAUAGACAACGUGCUUUACAAGACGAACAAAGAAACAACAAUCACUCGCACUGUCAAAAAGCUUACAGCUACGUCUGUUAUUCCAUUAAUGAACAAGAUCUUAAACAGAAUUCAACGGAACCCAUCCCGGGGUUAUGAAUUACUUAUUUGGAUAAGAGUCCUGAUGGCAGUUCACAUAACUUACUUGAUUUCGAUGCCAAAUUUGCUGAAUAGGCUGACAACAUUAUAUCAGUCGUUUGAAGCGCGAACCAAGGUUUACCCAAAGCUGAGCAAGCUUCACGGAAGACUGGAUCUACUUUUGACUCACGUGGCAAAUCGCAAAAGCUCAACUCUGAAUGUCGCUGACGUAAACGAAUCAGCGCUGGUGUUGCAAGACAAUGAUGAGAGUGAUGAUGAAGAAUCCAGCGAUGAAGAAAUGGACGAAAAACCAGAAUCCCCUGAAUCAGAAGACGAAGAUUCAGAUGAUGCGGAGUCAGAGGUAAACACAUCGAGCUUAAAAAACAGUGAAAACGAACAUUCAGAACAAGAACAAGACUUGUCAGAUCAUGACUCAGAUAUAUAAUGAUACCUCAGGUGAAUUUUUUAAGUACCUCAAGGCUUUGAACAAGUGCUUUAUAUUUGUAAUAGAAAGAUUCCGACAGGUUUCCUACCGAGCUCACAUAAAACUAAUACUGCCGGAGAAAGCCAUUAAACACAUGUGCAGCGAUAUUUGUUUGGUUCGUUUUCAUGAUGACUUCAUUUGUAAACAGAAAUUGGAAGAUAGCGGUUUAAGAAAAUAUGAAAAUUGUCUUAUCUGAAUUUUGUUGUUGGGAGAUAAAUCUAGAAGAACCGCGGACAGAAUCGUAACAGGGAUUUCCAUAGUAGUUUUUAUACUAGCAUAAAUCUUGUGCUAAGCUUUUUAAAAAUUAAAGUACUCGUUUCCAAAUUUAAACAGUCUGCCAUGGCAAUAUGAUUUGAAAUCCUUUUUGGGUUUCGCUAAAUUUACUGGAAAAGAAAUUAUGAUGUCUUUGACGCAUCGUGGUCUUAACGAGUGACUCGCAACAAAAAGUGAUGCUAUGCUGAUCUUGAUUAACUUUUAUAAAUUAUCGCCAGCCUUUUUAUAUUCACCACUUUAACCAAAUUUUGGCGAUGAAUAUUGUUUACGUUCUAUGCUAAACACUGCCCCAGUCUCGAAAUCCCCCCUGCUUUUGUUGUUUGCUACAUCGUCAAAAGGCCUAUUAUUUUAAAUUUGUUUCUAACAUAUUGUAUCUAAGUAUUUUUCAAACACCUUUGGUAUUA
This is a messenger RNA of Rhopilema esculentum, 2736 nucleotides long. RefSeq names its product WD repeat-containing protein 43. Gene Ontology annotation, cellular component: nucleolus. Gene Ontology annotation, biological process: maturation of SSU-rRNA from tricistronic rRNA transcript (SSU-rRNA, 5.8S rRNA, LSU-rRNA). Gene Ontology annotation, molecular function: protein binding. The record is from RefSeq and is a predicted model, not a curated record. Lineage: Eukaryota; Metazoa; Cnidaria; Scyphozoa; Rhizostomeae; Rhizostomatidae.